Molecule: messenger RNA, 697 nt
Organism: Leptinotarsa decemlineata (Colorado potato beetle)
Lineage: Eukaryota; Metazoa; Arthropoda; Insecta; Coleoptera; Chrysomelidae
Product: retrovirus-related Pol polyprotein from transposon RE1
Source: RefSeq, a predicted model, not a curated record
UUUAGUUAUGUGCCACCCUCACUAGUACAAACUGUUUUAUUUCGUUCUCAUCAGUUAGUUUUCAAAUGAUUGUUUGCCUCUUCCAACAAAAAUAUAUAAUUCAAAAUUUUAAGAAGUAGACCAUAUGUUGGAAAUGCAAUGAGGGCAGUGCAAAAGUGUAAUUACAAUAAGCCUGAGUUACUUCUAAACGUUAUAUUGAACAUAUCAAUAAUUUAUAUAUAUUAUAAUGAACUUGUAUCUGACCUCAUUGCAUUUCCAACAGGUUAUGGGCCCAGGCAACAAAGUAAAAGUUGUAAUCUGUCAAUAAGUGAAUGUUUCAUCAUUGAAUUUAUCAAUAUGAGUUCAAGUAAUGGUUUUGGAUCUUCCAUUGAAAAGCUCACUGGUCGAGAUAACUACAAUACUUGGCGGUUGGCAGUUCAAACUUAUCUCGAACAUGAAGAACUCUGGGAGUGCGUCACAGGUACAGAGAAAGAUGAAAAAAAGAUCACUAAAGCCAAAUCUAAAAUAAUUUUGCUAAUUGAUCCAAUCAAUUAUGUUCAUAUCCAAAAUGCACCGACAGCAAAGGCUGUUUGGGACAAACUGAAGGCAACUUUUGAAGAUUCAGGAUUAACAAGGAGAGUUGGAUUAUUGAGAACUUUAAUUACAACCAGACUCGAGAACUGCAAUAAUGUUGAUGAUUACGUAAACAAAGUUAUUG